AUGAUAGUGUUUUUGGGACUUGUAUUACUUGGAGCGUAUGCAGCGAAUCAAGACAAAUACUUUAAGGCGGUGAUUGAGAUGCGGAUCAGGUGCACAAGAGGGGAGGGUGUCGGCGAGUUUAUAGUCGAUGAGAUAUCGAAUUACCCAAUGACAAUAUUUGUGACUAAUCAAGAGAACGCAGACUACUUGACCUUUCAAGACGUGAUGGGAAACCCUCUUGAAAAAAUGGAUAUUUCAAACUCAACGAUGGAGCAAAUAGCACAAGAACUUGAGACAAGAGGAUAUCGACAGUAUUAUAAACAGUAA
Entamoeba invadens IP1 is the source of this 306-nucleotide messenger RNA. RefSeq lists its product as hypothetical. Bases 1 to 306 code for a protein of 101 amino acids. Lineage: Eukaryota; Evosea; Mastigamoebida; Endamoebidae. The transcript has 2 exons. The record is from RefSeq and is a predicted model, not a curated record.